GCGCAGCACCGGAAGUGAGCGUGCACUUCCGGCCGGUAGGGCCUGUGCAGCCGCCGCCACCGCCAUGAAGGACGUGCCGGGGUUCCUGCAGCAGAGCCAGAGCGCGGGGCCGGGUCAGGCCGCCGUCUGGCACCGCCUGGAGGAGCUCUACAACAAGAAGCUCUGGCACCAGCUGACGCUGCAGGUGUUGGACUUUGUCCAGGACCCCUGCUUCGCCCAGGGAGAUGGGCUCAUCAAGCUUUAUGAGAACUUCAUCAGCGAGUUUGAGCACAGGGUGAACCCCCUGUCGCUGGUGGAGAUCAUCCUGCAUGUCGUCAGGCAGAUGACAGAUCCCAAUGUGGCCCUUACUUUUCUGGAAAAGACUCGAGAAAAGGUCAAGAGCAGCGAUGAAGCCGUCAUCCUGUGCAAAACAGCCAUUGGGGCGCUCAAGCUGAACAUCGGGGACCUGCAAGUCACCAAGGAGACCAUUGAGGAGGUUGAGGAGAUGCUGAACAACCUCCCUGGGGUGACUUCGGUCCACAGCCGCUUCUACGACCUCUCCAGCAAGUACUACCAGACGAUUGGGAACCACGCCUCCUACUAUAAGGAUGCGCUGCGGUUUCUGGGAUGCAUCGAUGUGAAAGAUCUACCAGUCUCGGAGCAGCAGGAGAGAGCCUUUACCCUGGGACUGGCUGGGCUUCUGGGAGAGGGUGUUUAUAACUUUGGGGAGCUGCUGAUGCAUCCUGUCCUGGAGUCCCUGAGGAACACGGAACAGCAGUGGCUGAUCGACACCCUCUACGCCUUCAACAGUGGCAAUGUGGAGACGUUCCAGUCUCUGAAGUCAGCAUGGGGUCAGCAGCUGGACCUCGCUGCAAACGAAGCGCUCCUGCUGCAGAAGAUCCAGCUGUUGUGUCUGAUGGAGAUGACUUUCACCCGGCCGGCCAACCACCGACAGCUCACGUUCGAAGAGAUCGCCAAGAGUGCCAAAGUCACUGUAAACGAGGUGGAGCUGCUGGUGAUGAAGGCUCUCUCAGUGGGCCUGGUGAAAGGCAGCAUCGAUGAAGUCGAUAAGCGAGUGCACAUGACGUGGGUGCAGCCACGCGUGCUGGAUUUACAGCAGAUUAAGGGGAUGAAGGACCGCCUGGAGUUCUGGUGCACGGAUGUGAGGAGCAUGGAGAUGCUGGUGGAGCACCAAGCCCAUGACAUCCUGACAUAGAGGACCUGGCGCUGCCCCUGGCGAGUGACUCCUGCUGCUGUGGAGGCCGGCAGCGCUCCGACCGCUGGCUCUGUGCUGAACUAUGGGGGUGGGUGGGCAGAGGGGGGGGAGCCGCUUCCCGGUGCUUGUCCGGAGGGGUGAGUGGCCUUUUGUGUGUGACCCUUUGGUGCUUGGAGUCAAGACUUGCCUCUGUGCCGACGCUGGCGGCACUGACACGCAAGUUCCUGUCCUGUGCUCAUGAGAGGAGGAUGAGGGCUCUGCGGUGGCUGCGUUAUGGAUCUCGCUAUUGAGUGGCUGUGGGAGGGUGUGGUGCAGGUGGCGUUUGCAGGUGAAGGGCCAGCAGAGGCGGCUGUGACAACCUGCCAGGGUGGUGCCUGAUCCCUGUGUGGUGCUGGCCUGUGGAGCGCGUGGCCUUUCCUGGCAGCCUCUCACCAAAGGCAGCGUUCCCAAAAUCCCCUCUCUCCUUUUGCCUCAUUCUCCACUGCCCCUGCUCUGUGUCUGCAGCAGAAGAGAGUGUUUACUCCAUUUUUCCAGGGUUGCCGCUUGAUGAAUGGGGUUUGGAUGCGUUUGGGGUGGAUUUCUCUUAGGAACACGUGCUGAAGCGAGGUGCA
Cuculus canorus (common cuckoo) is the source of this 1806-nucleotide messenger RNA. RefSeq names its product proteasome 26S subunit, non-ATPase 13 (gene PSMD13). Gene Ontology annotation, cellular component: proteasome regulatory particle, lid subcomplex; nucleus; cytosol. The transcript has 13 exons. Gene Ontology annotation, molecular function: structural molecule activity. Gene Ontology annotation, biological process: ubiquitin-dependent protein catabolic process. The record is from RefSeq and is a predicted model, not a curated record. Bases 65 to 1195 code for a protein of 376 amino acids. Lineage: Eukaryota; Metazoa; Chordata; Aves; Cuculiformes; Cuculidae.